Molecule: messenger RNA, 3565 nt
Organism: Oryzias latipes (Japanese medaka)
Lineage: Eukaryota; Metazoa; Chordata; Actinopteri; Beloniformes; Adrianichthyidae
Source: RefSeq, a predicted model, not a curated record
CAUCUGCUGCCCCCUGACCAGACUUGGCUCCCAAAUGACUUCAGGAGGACCACAGAGUUCUCCUCUAGGAACAUUCCCAGCACACGGACACACAGGACUGCUGGUGGAACUGAGGUGGAGCAAAGUUCUGACGUUCAGGUUCUGGUUUCCAUGAAACACACCUGAGGUUCCUCAUGUCCCCUGAACCUUCAGGAGUUAAGAUGGUCGAGGAGUUUGUCUGAAGGGCUUCUGUUCACUCGUCAGUGGUUCUCGGAGGUCGUAGAGUUGGUUUCCAAAAUGAGGAUUUCAACUGUUUGGGGGCUGGAAACGGAGAGGAGGAGGAUCCAGACAGACAAAUGCAAGUCAGGAGGGACUCUGCUGUGAACUCUCUCCUCCUCCUGAAGCUCUGACACUGAGAAAGUCUGACAGGAGGAAGAGGAGUCACAGACGGUCCAGAAGGAAUAAGAAAGGAGAAACCGGCUGAGGAGGAGAAACAGAGGAUGGGAGAUGUGAGGGACAUCGAGAGGGAUGCAAAAACGCAGUAAAAAAAAGGAGACAAAGAAGAGGAGGAGGAGGAGUUUGGAGGACGAGUAGGAUGCUGAGUAUCGUUCUUCCUCGCCCGUGCUCUCCGCUCUGCUCUCCAUGACCUGAGAGCCAACACUAGGGAAGGAACCCGACACCAGAGAAAGAGAGGAAGAGGAGGGCAGAAGGCCAGGGAAGGAAGAGAAGAAGAGAGAGAGAGACGCCUUUUUUGUUGUUGUUGUCAUUGUGUUUCCUUUCUGAGAUGGCGGCAACUGAGGCCAGUGCGGCGCCGGUGGUCCAGGAAGACGGGAAGGCUCCUGAAACCAAACCGGCGGAGGCAGAAGAACCGGCGGAAAGCACAAAUUCAGAGACGGUGGACAGCGAGGCGGCUGAGAAGGACGGCCCCGCCGUUAACAGUGACGCCGCUGAAAACAAAGAGACUGUGAGUAAUGACACCGCUGCGGCGCCAGGAGGCACCGAGGAGGGCGCCACGGCAGGUGAGGAGGCUGCUCCUCCCCAAAGCUCGGAAAGCACCGCCUCUGCUGAGCACAAGACCUCCUUUCUGGACUCCUUCCUGAACAAGAGCGGCCUGGGGAAGGUGAUGGGAGGGAGGAAGAAGAAGGAGCACGGCACGGCCGCGGGAGGCGGCGAGGAGAGCACAGCGGAAGGAGGGGACAAAGAGGGAGAAAAGGCAGGCGAGGAGGCCGCUGCAGCGGAGGGAGGAGCAGAAGGAGGUGAAGAAGGAGGAGAGGCAGAAAAGCCUGCAGAAAAUGGAGAGAAAGAAGAGGAGAAGAAGACGGAGAAGAGCAAACCCGCAGAAGCUAAGUCCUCCGUCCGAGACCUCAUCAGGAAGCCGGUGGCGAGGAUCUUCUCCCACCGCAGCACCGAGAAAAAGGACGGCGCCGCGGCCGCCACAGAACCCGAGAAGCAAGUCAAGGUUCGGUCCAGGUCCCUGGAUCGUCUAGAAGAUCCCGAAGCACUUAACACCACUGCAGACUCCAACCCGGAGGAGGGAGGAGCUGCUGCAGGAGCAGAGGAGGAGCAGAAGCUCUCAUCCGCCUCGGCCUCCACCAAGCACAUGAAGCGCUGGCACUCCUUCAAGAAGCUCAUGGCCCAGAAAGCCCACAAGAAGAGCAGCGGAGGAGAGGAGGGGAAGGAGGAGGGAGCAGAGGGAGAAGGAGGCGGCGGAGACUCCUCCACACUAGACUCCAAAGAGUCAGGCCACAAGAGGUGGAAGCUGAAGCGCUCCUGGACCUUCCAGGGUCUGAAGAGAGACUCCUCUGUGGUCGGCAUCAGCGGCAAAGCCAAAGGCUCCGAAAGAGAUGAGAAGGAGGAGGCUGCCGAGGAGGGAGAGGAGGCCAAAGCCGAGGGAGGGGCCGAGGAGGCAAAGACGGAGGGAGGAGAGGAGAAAGCAGAGGGAGGCGAGGAGGAGAAGGCGGCAGCAGCCGGAGGAGGAACCGUCACACAACAUGCCAACGAGAUCUGGACCUCCUUCAAAAAGAGAGUCAUCCCCAGGAGCAAGCGGGCCAACACAGAGUGCGCCCCCGGUGGAGAGGAGGACGCCACUGCAGCCGCCGCCUCAGGUGAGGACGCAGCUGCAGAGGACGGGAAAGAUGGAAAGUCGGCCAAGGCCAAGCGCUCACAUUUCGGCCGAGCGGUUUCCCUGAAGAACUUCAUCAUGCGGAAGGGCAAAUCCAGCAGCGUGGACCAGGGUGAGGGCGCCAAAGAGGGAGAGGAGGCUGCAGAAGGAGGCGAAGCAGCAGAGGAGGAAGGAGCCGCCGACGGCGAAGCCGAAGCUACUGCCGAAGCUACUGCCGAGGAGGCCAACGACAAAGACGCAGCUGAGAAAACGCCGCCAGCGGAGGUGAGCGACACCGAGGCGGCUAAAGAGCCAGAUGAGACGCCAGCCGAAGCUCCCGUGACCAACGGAGAAAACGGCUGCACCAACGGCACGGUGGAGGAGAACGCCACGCACAAUCACCAGGAGGAAGAGGAGAAGACGACGGAGAGCAGUCCCGUAAAGAAGAGCAAGGAGCUGGGAGGAGUCAAAGAGGAGGCCAACGCCAAGAUCAUCAACGACACAGCCGUGAACAGUGACAAAAAGGCGGGAAACGUGUGAGGCCACACAAAGAGGAUUAGAACUGCCCGGGAUUCGCUGAGCAAGGAGCUCUGAGCCCCGCCCCCAGCUCCUCCCCCCUCCCCCCUUCAUCCCCCCUCCUUCCUCCCGAUUGAGCGGAGUCAUGGCAUGUAAACAGAUCAGCACGGUGAGCGGCGGCGGCGGGAUGAGAGAUGCAAUUCACGUAGACCAGAGAAAAUCAUUCUUACUCAGAAAGCAAUAAUUCAAGCCCCGCCCCCCCACCAUCUCAUCCUCCCAUUGGCCCCCCUCCCUCUCCGUCCAUACAUAAACAUGUGUACAUCAAGUCCUUUGUUUUUCUCUGCUUGUCUGUGAGAUUUUAUAUUUGUCUACAAGAGAAAAGAAAAAUGUGAAGAAAAAAGAAAAAUCGAGACAUUCCAGCCCCCCCCACCCCACUUUCUCCCUCUGACAACUUAUUUCCCCCCCCCCCCAAACCUUCCAAUUCAUGACUUAAAAAGAAAAAGAAGAAAAAAAAGAAAAUUAGUUUUCUAUUGACCCCCCCUUUGGUUUGUAGACCCCCCCCCCCCAGCCCUGCUCUUUGCCCCCCCUGUUACCCGGUAGAUAUUUGCAGUGCAGCAGGACCGUGAUGCUCCAGUGUGUAAACUGCCCUGAGGACUGCCGCCUCCCGACCGGCUGCCGUGUCUUCAGCCGUGUGUGUUCCGUGUUUUUAGACUGUUGUGUCCGUGGAAGAAAACAAACGUCACACGUUCAAGGAGAACAUGGACUUUUGCUGUUUCUGUUUGCUUUGGAGGUUUUCUUUCUUCCUUUUUUUAAAUACAUCUAACUGUUACUGCAGUCUGACACUGUAAUUAAAUGAUGAUGAUGAUGAUGAUGAUGAUGAUGUUUUGUUGGUCCAGGUUUUCACAUGUCCACUAGCAAAUUGUCAAGACAAAAACAUAGUAAAAUAAAGACUAAAAUCUAACAACUAAA